Messenger RNA from Podarcis lilfordi (Lilford's wall lizard), 1337 nucleotides. NCBI's taxonomy places the organism in Eukaryota, Metazoa, Chordata, Lepidosauria, Squamata, Lacertidae. The record is from the annotation of a GenBank genome assembly.
AUGCCAGUCUCGUGGGACAGCUUCUCCUCUCCGCUGCCUCCCAUCCCGGAGCAGAGGGAGAACCCGCCCGCCUUCGCCUGGGAGAAGGAGAGCGCCUACCAAGGGGCCGCCGGCCGCAGCGCCCGGCUGGAGAGCUCCGACUGCGAGUCCCUGGAUAGCAGCUUGAGCUCCGAAGCUGGUAAGUGGGGGUUUCUCCAUCUCACCGGGGGUGUCUGUCUUAAUGUCUGCAAAACGGGCUCCUAGGCCUCCAUAUGCGGGUCUGGGCUGGGAGAAUUGGGGCCGGGGAGCUGCUUGUAAUGGGUACCACGUCUAAGCAGAUUGGGGGGAGGUGACUAGGGAUGCUAAUAUAGGGGGAGCUUUGGGGACCUGCAUACACAGACGGGGUGGGGGUGGAGUUCUAUCAUGUUUACUUAAUUCCGUUUAAAAACUCCCCUUCCCACCCCUUUAAAGCAGAAAAGGAGCUCUUCAGUGAUUCCCAUUUAAGUGCAUGCAGAAUUGGCCUACUUUAAUGAAGCCGUGGGGUGGGGGUGGGGGAGAUAGUGAGCAUUAUGGGCAACUACAGGUCAAAAUAGGAAUUUAAAGUGCUAUGUAUGUUUAAUGGGCAAACCAGCAAGCAGCCACUGCCUUUGUUGCCUGCCUUCUCUAGCAGAGGGGUUGCUGAGAAGCGGCUGCCUUAAGCUUAUAAUGUGAUCUUUUUGUUGCCCAGAAUGGCUUCUACCAAUUAAAAACGAAGAAAUGCACAAAGCUGUUUUGAUUUCUUGGCAGGGUGGGUGGCAAUAAAGGUAUCGCAGCAGCAUUAGCAGCAGAGUAGUCACGGGGCUGUUGUCUCUCCUUCAUUUGCAGAUGCCCAGGAAUAUCUGGAUGAAGUGUCCUUGCCAGACUUUGACUUGUUAAAUGAUCCGGAGGAUGAGCUCCUGUGUGCCAAUCUCAUGAAGCUAAUCCAAGUCAGUCUGAAUAAAGCGAAGAUCAACUCCAACCGCUCCUCCAGGCUCCUCAUGCCAAGCCAGCUGAUCGCCCAAGUUGGCAAGGAGCUCCUCCACUUGGCCUAUAGGGAGCCCUGUGGCUUGAGGGGGGCCCUCAUCGACUUGUGCGUGGAACAAGGGAAGGGUUGCCAUAGUGUGGGGCAGAUUGCUGUGGACCCCAGCCUGGUGCCUACCUUCCAGCUGACUCUCGUUCUAAGACUGGAUUCCCGCCUCUGGCCUAAAAUCCAGGGACUCUUUAGCUCCGGCUCUGCUUUUUCUCCAGGCUUCAGCCAAUCGCUGAAGCUCAGCACUGGCUUCAGGGUCAUUAAAAAGAAACUGUAUAGCUCUGAGCAGUUGCUCAUAGAAGAGUGCUGA